AUGCCAGUGUCAGAAGAGACCUUUGCUCAGGUGGCCCCUGCCACCACGUCCCAGGAGCCCCAGCAGACAGACUUCCAGCUGGUACGAGUCAAGAGCACGUGGUGCAGGAUCAAGAAAGGAGAAGCCCUUUCCAACCCUGAGGACAAGAUAACUCUCUCCGAAGCAAAAAUCACAAAAGAGGAAUAUCAGUAUUUCCAACCUUGUUUUCUGGUCCUUGCCAGAGGGGAAUGCAUCUCCGAAGGUGGAAUCUCCUGGACAAUUGAAGCUCCCAUCUAUUUUUGCUACAAAGUGGUGGAAACAUCCAAUAUCCUGGAUCCUUCUAACACUACUCUGCUCUGGGGUCACAUUAAUGAUCCCCACCAACUGGAGCUGGCCAGGAGCAGCAAAAGGAAGCUGAGGCGUUUCGUUGUCAUGGAUGAAGUCGUCGAUCAACUUUAUGGCUCCAAAGUCAGAGAAUACUUUGAAGAGAACAACGUUCACCACAAAAUCCUCGCCCUGCCCACUACUGAAGAAACCAAAUCCAUGGACCUCGUCUUGAACAUCUUGCAAGAAGUCCAGAACUUCAGCCUUGACAGAAGAACUGAGCCCAUCAUUGCCAUUGGAGGAGGUGUCUGCCUGGACAUCGUUGGCUUGGCCGCCUCUCUCUACAGAAGAAGAACCCCUUACAUUCGGGUCCCAACCACCCUCCUCUCUUAUGUUGAUGCCAGUGUGGGGGCAAAGAAUGGGGUGAAUUUCCUGCAGUGUAAGAACAAGCUUGGGGGCUACACCCCCCCAGUGGCAAGUUUCCUGGACAGGUCCUUCAUUCGGAGCAUCCCUCGGCGACACAUCUCCAAUGGCCUCGGGGAAAUUUUAAAGAUGGCACUCAUGAAACACAAAGGGCUGUUUGACCUCCUCAAGAACCAUGGGAAAUACCUUCUGGACACCAAGUUCCAGUCCUACAGUGGCUCCACUGACCAUGGAGAUGCUGCAUUGCAGACUACCAGGAUUGCCAUUGAAACCAUGCUAGAAGAGCUGGCUCCCAACCUCUGGGAGGAUGACCUGGACAGACUGGUGGAUUUUGGUCACCUUAUAAGCCCAGAGCUGGAAAUGAGGGUUUUGCCAUCCUUGAUGCACGGAGAAGCCGUCAACAUCGACAUGGCCUUCAUGACCUACGUGGCCUACACACGGGGACUCAUCACUGCUGGGCAGAAGGAGGAGAUCAUCCAGUGCAUGCAGGGCCUGGAAUUGCCCAUCUGGCACAGUGGCUGCAGCUGGACCCUCAUCAAGAGAGCUCUGAUGGAGAGAUUGAAGCACAGUGGGGGUCAGCCCCGCAUGCCCCUUCCCACCAGCCUUGGAGAAGCAGAGAUAUUCAAUGACACCACUGAAGAGACCCUGGCAAGAGCCUACAAGCUGUGGGUCAGGGACUGCAAGACAGGACUGGAAGAAGAGCCACCCACCCCCUGA
Messenger RNA from Calypte anna (Anna's hummingbird), 1443 nucleotides. RefSeq names its product 2-epi-5-epi-valiolone synthase. The transcript has 5 exons. Gene Ontology annotation, molecular function: 3-dehydroquinate synthase activity. Bases 1 to 1443 code for a protein of 480 amino acids. The record is from RefSeq and is a predicted model, not a curated record. NCBI's taxonomy places the organism in Eukaryota, Metazoa, Chordata, Aves, Apodiformes, Trochilidae. Gene Ontology annotation, biological process: antibiotic biosynthetic process.